This is a messenger RNA of Grus americana (Whooping crane), 1231 nucleotides long. RefSeq names its product N-acetyltransferase family 8 member 3-like. NCBI's taxonomy places the organism in Eukaryota, Metazoa, Chordata, Aves, Gruiformes, Gruidae. Gene Ontology annotation, molecular function: N-acetyltransferase activity. The record is from RefSeq and is a predicted model, not a curated record. The coding region runs from base 249 to 935 and encodes 228 amino acids. The transcript has 2 exons.
GGGUUGGGCUGAACGGAGCCAGCAUCUUUCUGCGGCAGCGGUGGGAGCCAUCGGCACAGGCCAGCGCCGGGGCUGCGGGAAGGAAAGGGCCCCCCCCCUCCACCGCCUCCCCGUGCAUGGGGGGGGUUGCUGGACCCCCCAGGGUCUAGUGAGGGACACCACCCCCCCCGUUUGCCCGGAGGACCUGCACAGCCGCGGUUCCCGGUUUGAAGAGCGGCAGAGCCGGUAGCAGCAGGUGCUGGCAGCCCAUGGCGUCCUACCGCAUCCGGCAGUACCGGGACCAGGACUACGACGCCGUGCGGACCCUCUUCGCCCGCGGCAUCUUGGAGCACGCGCCGGCCGGCUACCGGCACGUCCUGCGCUCGGCGCGGGCGCAGCUGGGGCUGCUGGUCCUCUUUGUGGCGGUGCGGGUGGCCGCCGGCUACUGGGUGCUGGGGCUGGGGGCCGUGGCGCUGGUGCUGGCGGCCGCCUGGCCCCUGGUCCGCUCCUUCAGCACCUCCUACGUCUGCGACGCGCUGAGCACCGACCUCUGCGACAUCCCCUCCAGCUACCUGCGGGCGCCCGACUCCUGCUUCUGGGUGGCGGAGGCCGGGGGGACCGUGGUGGGCAUGGUGGCUGUGGCACCGCCGCAGGACCCGGCCGAGAGAGGGGUGGCCCUGGAGCUGAAGCGAAUGUCGGUCAGCAAGGACUACCGGGGCCGGGGCGUCUCCAAAGCGCUCUGCGGGGAGGUGCUGCGCUUCGCCCGGGCGCGGGGGUACGGGGCGGUGGUCCUCUCCACCUCCAUGGUGCAGGUGGCGGCCCAGCGGCUCUACGAGGGCCAAGGCUUCAGGAAGGUGGGCGUCUUCAGCCCCUCGCUGCUCGGCAGCCUGCUCUGCUUCCAGAUCUUCCGCUACCGCUGCGACCUGCCUGGCGGCACCGCAGCCCCGCCACGCUAGGCACCGCCGCGGCACCCCGACCCCAGCACGCGAGGCGCCGUCGUGGCACGCCUGACCACGUCCCCGGCACGCGAGGCGCCGCGGCGGCAUCCCUGACCCCAGCCGUGCCACGCGAGGUGCUGCCGUCGCACCCCAGACCCUGGCCCCCGGCGUGCGAGGCGCCACCGUGGCACCCCCGGCCCCGGCACCACCGCGGCACCCGCACGGGGUCGGCAGUGGGGGGCAGAGCCUGCGCCUGGCCAGGCUGCCGGGGCCCUCCCUGGUUUUCUAGCAGUGCGAAAUAAAUAGAGACCUGU